Menidia menidia (Atlantic silverside) is the source of this 3944-nucleotide messenger RNA. Lineage: Eukaryota; Metazoa; Chordata; Actinopteri; Atheriniformes; Atherinopsidae. The record is from the annotation of a GenBank genome assembly.
CGAGACUGUCCACGUGACACAGCAAGAUGGCGACUAUAAUGUAGAAUGGGAUGUGAAUGAUUAUAAAAUAAGUGGAUCUGUUUUGGUGGAAUUUGGAUCUGGUCGUUAAUUGUUCAUCAUCAAAUCUGGUACUCAAGAUGGCCUUAAAUGUCUUUGAUCAUGACGAAUACAGGCCACCUGUGUGGAAGUCCUACUUGUACCAGCUGCAGCAGGAGGCUCCUCACCCACGCAGACUGACCUGUACCUGUGAGGUGGAAAAUCGACCUAAAUAUUAUGGUAGAGAAUACCAUGGGAUGAUCUCCAGAGAGGACGCUGACCUGUUACUCAGUCAGGCUGAAGGCAGCUACCUCAUCAGAGAGAGUCAGAGACAGCCGGGAACAUACACAUUAGCUUUAAGGUUUGGGAACCAGACGAAGAACUUCCGUCUGUACCAUGACGGGAAGCACUUUGUUGGAGAGAAGAGGUUCGAGUCCAUCCACGACCUGGUGACCGACGGCCUCAUCACGCUCUACAUUGAGACAAAGGCUGCAGAGUACAUCGCAAAGAUGACUAUAAACCCCAUCUACGAACACGUGGGCUACACCACCCUCAACCAGGAGCCCACCCUGAAAAAACAUCUGCCUCACAGCCCACAGGUGCCUGACGGACCCGCACCAGCCAAAGAUGACUGCAACACAGAGGAGAGGGAUGAAGGAUCAGAGUUGAGGAACGUGGUGAAAGAACGAGGAGGAGGAUGCGGAGGAGCGAUGGCCUUCAGCCAAGGGCUCUGCACGAGCACCGGUUCAAUCCCCUCCCUGCCCGUCUCCAGUGGCUCCUCAGACACCAGUACACGCUCCAGAGUCCAUCUCAGCCGGGUGCCAACCCCCACCAAACCCUCCUCCCCUGCUUCCACCUUCUGGCAACCAAUCCGAUCUUUUGCCCUUUCCCAGCUCACAUCGCUGGUGCGGCGGGCCACCCUGAGGGAGAGCGACUUGGCGCCGAAGUACGAGAAGGUCCACAACUUCAAGGUUCAUACAUUUCGGGGCCCCCACUGGUGUGAGUACUGUGCCAACUUCAUGUGGGGUCUCAUCGCUCAGGGUGUGAAAUGUGCAGACUGUGGGCUGAACGUUCAUAAGCAGUGCUCCAAAGUCGUACCCAACGAUUGCCAGCCGGACCUUCGACACGUCAAGAAGGUGUACAGCUGUGAUCUCACCACGCUGGUGAAAGCCCACAACACCAAGAGGCCGAUGGUGGUUGACAUGUGCAUACAGGAGAUCGAAGCAAGAGGUGUUCAGUCGGAGGGGUUGUACAGAAUUUCAGGCUUCAGUGAGCUCAUAGAGGAUGUCAAGCUAGCCUUUGACAGAGAUGGAGAAAAAGCAGACAUAUCCUCAAAUGCUUACGAAGACAUCAACAUCAUCACUGGAGCCCUCAAGCUUUACUUCAGAGACCUGCCCAUUCCUCUCAUCACAUAUGAUGCCUACCCACGCUUCAUCGAGACUGCAAAAAUUACAGACGCAGAAAAACGUCUGGAGUCUCUCCAUGAGGCCUUGAAGCUGCUGCCCCCAGCUCACUGCGAGACUCUGCGAUACCUCAUGGCUCACCUGAAAAGGGUCACUGAAUAUGAGAAGGAGAACCUCAUGUCCAGCGAGAACCUCGGCAUCGUCUUCGGCCCGACACUGAUGAGGGCCCCCGAGCUGGAUGCCAUGACAGCGCUCAAUGAUAUCCGUUACCAGAGACUGGUUGUGGAAACGCUCAUCACCAAUGAAGACGUGCUAUUCUAAGAGAAUUCACUGGAAACUAUUCUUCCAAUGAGGAAAAAUCUCAGACGCUUGAAUGCUUUGUAAUCAUGUAAAAAGAUGAAGGAGACAUGCAAAGUAUCUGGGACUUGUAUCUUGCAUGUUUUUAUGUGGACUGGAUAAAAAUGUAGAAAUGAAGAAAAAGACUAUUUGCAAAGAAUGAAGUCUUUAAAAAGUUGAGGAAACUGGAGGAAAUAAGGAGAUGGAAAUGCUGUUUCUUUCAGAUUUUAAGACUUAAAGAUCCCAGAUGUAUAGUGAAAUUUCAAAGCCGAAGCACCUAAAACUCAGAAUCCUGCUUGAUAGAAAUUAAAAAUAAGCUAUGGGAGAAGACUUCUUUCCCUGUGUAUGGUAAACACUGUGGAGUCCAUCUUUUCUUCUUUAAAUGGAUACCUUGACCUUUCUUGCUGAAGACUAAAAUCCACUUUUCUUAAAUAAUCCCAUGGAAAGAAAUUAGUAAAAUAUUUGCUUUCACCUAUUUACAUGUUUUUUAAAAAUGUAGUUAUUGAGUAAUUAACUGCUAUUGGAAACAUUUUGGAGUCGUUUGGCCAAAUGCUUUUUCCACAUAAAUAUGAUCAAAGUUUAUUGCAAGAGAACAUCUUUUCUAUUUUAACAGGAACUUUAAAAUUGCUUUUCCCUAAGGUCAAGAUAUCCAUUUAAUCCUCCUCUGAAGGAGCAGACAGCAGGAUGAAUGAACGAAAGAAACAACCUCACCUAUUGCUUACACUCAUUUCCUCAGAAGUGAGUUGGACCUAUUGUUUUUCUCAUUCCUAUUUCCUUGCUUUUCAGCGCCCUCUGCUGUCCAUCAUGUGAAAUGUAACUGCACAGCAACAUAUUGGCCACCUUUGGCAAUGCAGAGGUGUUUGUUUAGAAUAGCAAACAAAAAUAAUUCCCUUUUCCCUUAAGUUGUAACUUUAUGAUUAAUUUAGUUUGUUUUUCUCAGUUUUCUUGCUAUGUUUUUACCCUUACUGAUGGAUCCCUUUUGUGGUACCUCUCCUGCCUGCUGUGCCUGGGUUUAAAGUUCUGGCAUAAGAUACUUAAAAGGUGGGACUAUAUGCAAAGUAUCUGGUCACUUAAUGCUGUUUCUUCAGUAAACAAAACUGUUCAACAUAAAUGUUAAAAAGCAGAGAACAUGUUUCUAUUAGACAUCCUGUGCAGACAAGACAUGCUGUAUUUGUAUUUGUUUCCAGCACCAUGGCCAGGUGAGGAGGAGAGGAAUGUGUCUUAUAUGUGUUAUUUAUCUUUUGGGUUUCUUCUGUAUAAAGCAGUAUUGUUAUUACUCUGUAUUCAAGCAGUGGUCAGAACUAACUGAGUUCUUUUGACAGCUUGUCUGGCUGCAGUUAAGCAGAUGAGACACCAAUAACUAGUAGACUUGUGUGUUUUUUAGGCAAACGCAGUGGUGGGAAACAGGACACAUCUACAAUAUGAGUUGGCCUCAGAUGGUUGUGUUUAAUCUAACUGUGAAACUCUGGAAACUAACUAUGGUUACAAGUGAAGACAGUUUUUGUUGUGUAACUUUGUUUUCCCCUUUAAUCUCUGCCGUUUAGAGGACAUAUAUGUCUGUGCAAUGUAAUGCCCCUCAGCUGGCAGAUGGUUCCACAUGCUGUAAUGCUUUGAUGACACACCAAUGUGACGAAGUCAGUAUUACUACUAAGAUGAUAUUGAUAAUCAUCAUAUUAUGAAGGAGUGAAUUUGACCCCCGCCUCCCGUUAUGUAAAAGCUAGUGCCAUUUGAUGGGAUUGUUGUAUUGAAAGGAUGCCUUGUUAUUGUCAGCUAAAAACAAACACACAUUAAAUUGCUUCUUUUAUGUAUUUCCACCCCCAUUUUUGUCGGGGGUCACUGAUUAACUUAAGGUUGCGAUGACUGACCCUUUCCUAAGGCAGAAGCAGAACUAGUAGAAAUUAAACACAAACCUUAAACUGGAUGUAACAGGAAAGGAGCAUCAGCAUUUUGCUAACAAACGUCAUGUUUUAGGUAUUCUUGAGUUCUUGUCCUAAACAUUCUUUUAACUUGUAUGAACAGUCAUACUAAUGACAACCUGUUAGCUUUUAGUGACAUCUGAUACUUGCUUCUUAAGCGUCAUUCUUUUUUUUUUCACUGUCAUUGCUGUAAACAUUUUCUAUAAGGAUUAUGCAUGGUGGGAUUAAAUUAUUAAAUAUUGCUUUCAGUUAA